Molecule: messenger RNA, 376 nt
Organism: Rubroshorea leprosula
Lineage: Eukaryota; Viridiplantae; Streptophyta; Magnoliopsida; Malvales; Dipterocarpaceae
Source: the annotation of a GenBank genome assembly
AGCGUUAAUGCAUAAGACUUUACCGCUACGGUGUUUCAAGUUGUAGACCCAAAUAGAAAACAGCAUUUAUUCUGGUAGCAAACUUCCUAUGCUAGAUAUCGCCACUGCUCUGGCAGCAAACCCAGGCUCUCCAAGAGCCUGGGUUCCUUGCAGGCUACCCAUUGCGAACCCGCGAGCUGGGUUCGUCGCAGGCUACCCAGCUCCUGGGUUCGCGAGGAACCCAACUCCUGGGUUCGCAAGGAACCCAACUCCUGGGUUCGCGAUGAACCCAGGCGCCUGGGUUCAUCGCGAACUCGUGAGCUGGGUUCCUCGCGAACCUACCAUGGAAUGCAUCCUGAAAUUUUAAAAAGAAUUGGAAUAAAAGACACAUAUCCAA